Messenger RNA from Onychomys torridus (southern grasshopper mouse), 1608 nucleotides. RefSeq names its product probable ATP-dependent RNA helicase DHX40. The record is from RefSeq and is a predicted model, not a curated record. NCBI's taxonomy places the organism in Eukaryota, Metazoa, Chordata, Mammalia, Rodentia, Cricetidae. The transcript has 12 exons. Bases 1 to 1608 code for a protein of 535 amino acids. Gene Ontology annotation, cellular component: intracellular anatomical structure. Gene Ontology annotation, molecular function: ATP binding; RNA binding.
AUGUCGUCGCAUUUUUGCGGCGGCACGUGGCAGUGGGCGGGACGCCUCUGGGGGUGGGGCUUCGGGGCCCCCUGGAGCGCGGGCCCGUGCGCGUCCAAGCGGCCGCCGCCACGUCAUCGAGCCGCUCCUCCUCCCCGAGCUGCCAGUCGCACGCGCGGAAGUAAACACUCCUACGUCAUCAGGGCGCGCCCUCGCCUGUCCCCUCCCAUCUCCUCAGCUCGGUGGACGUGCUCGCCUCCUCUCCGGACCGGGUCUAUGUCCCGGUUUCCCGCCGUCGCGGGCAGGGCGCCAAGGCGGCAGGAGGAGGGCGAACGGCCGAGAGAGCUCCAGGAAGAGCGGCCGUCAGCUGUUCGCAUCGCUGACAGAGAAGAGAAAGGAUGCACAUCGCAGGAGGGAGGGACAACUCCAACCUUUCCUAUCCAGAAACAAAGAAAAAAGCUCAUUCAAGCUGUGAGGGACAAUUCCUUCCUCAUCGUUACUGGAAAUACAGGGAGUGGUAAAACAACUCAGCUCCCUAAAUACCUUUAUGAAGCAGGAUUUUCACAACAUGGUAUGAUUGGUGUGACUCAGCCACGAAAAGUAGCUGCCAUAUCAGUUGCUCAGAGGGUUGCUGAAGAAAUGAAAUGCACUUUGGGAUCUAAAGUGGGAUACCAAGUUCGUUUUGAUGAUUGCAGCUCCAAGGAGACAGCAAUCAAAUACAUGACUGAUGGAUGUUUACUCAAACAUAUUUUGGGAGAUCCAAAUCUUAACAAAUUCAGUGUCAUUAUUUUGGAUGAAGCCCAUGAAAGAACUUUAACUACGGAUAUCUUAUUUGGUUUACUGAAGAAGCUGUUUCAGGAUAAGUCUCCUAACAGGAAGGAACAUUUAAAGGUUGUGGUGAUGUCAGCAACUAUGGAGCUAGCCAAGCUCUCUGCAUUCUUUGGAAAUUGCCCCAUAUUUGAUAUACCUGGAAGGCUCUAUCCAGUCAGAGAGAAAUUCUGCAAUUUGAUUGGCCCACGAGACAGAGAAAAUACUGCAUAUAUUCAAGCGAUUGUGAAAGUAACCAUGGAUAUUCAUUUGAAUGAAAUGGCUGGAGACAUCUUAGUUUUUCUGACUGAUAACAGGUACACAGAAUGCCGGGCUCAUGAGGAAGUACAUGAUGAUAGAGCCAUACAACUAAGGAAUACAAAGACCACCGGACAAAGGAGACAGCUGAAGAAGAAGGAUGAAACAUUAAGAGAAAAUGUUCCAAGAAAAAGAUGCUGGACAGGCUUAUUAAAUGUUCCGCAUUCCCGGGGAACGGCCCCGGUGCUUUCUCUAGCAUUACUAGAAUUUUCUCAACUUCCAGAGCUAAGAGCUUCCCCUACCGUGUUAGCGCCAUUGCGCUCCUCCAGAGUGUCUCUUUGGCAAUCCAAUGACCGCGAACGACACGAAGAAAGUGACCUAGCCUUCAGGCGUUCCGGCGUGGCUUCGCGGCUCAGGCGGCGGCACGUGGCAGUGGGCGGGACGCCUCUGGGGGUGGGGCUUCGGGGCCCCCUGGAGCGCGGGCCCGUGCGCGUCCAAGCGGCCGCCGCCACGUCAUCGAGCCGCUCCUCCUCCCCGAGCUGCCAGUCGCACGCGCGGAAGUAA